UGUAGGAAGAUUUUGGUUUCCAGCUAGAAGAAAAAAUUCUUUCCUUUUUUUUUUUGUAAUUGUGUACUUUUGUGGUUUUUUUCAACGCACCAAGAAGUGUGUUCGCCAAGUUGCGAUGAAAGCGUGAAAAAGAAAUACUUUAACCUGAUAUGCUUUUUUUUUUAAAAGCUGACAAAUGAAAGAAUUCGAAUUGUAAAGUGUCAAGUCGUACAAAAAAAAAUUUCGAAUAUGACCAUAUAACAAAAAAUCGUAAUUAAUCAACAUUUUUAUCCUUCUACUUGUUUUUUUACCACAACGAAACGUGAGAAAAAUUUUUAAAAAAAUUGUCGAUACCUUAUCGACGGUAGAACUGAAGUAAAAAAAAAAAAAACAUGAUGACAGAGACAAGCGAAGAAAAGACCCAGGUUGAAGAUAGCGUAAUAUCAAGUGAAAAUAAAGAGUGCGAGACAAUUGAAAAAGAGAAUUGUACUAACAAUGAGAAUAAGGAAGAAGAAGAAAUAAACAAGGACUUAUACUCUUUUAAGGACAAGAUUUUAAAUGUUGAAAAACAGGAAGAGCCAAGCGACGUGAAAGAAACAGUAAAUAAUUUGACUAUAACGAAGGAUAUUGCAAACGAGAAGGAAAAAAAUACUUCUAGUCAAAAUAUUAAAAAUGACACAUGUUUGGAAACUAAAAUAACAAACACAAACCGUGUUUCACGCUUAAAAGUUUCUGGCAUUCUUGAAAUAGUUCAUUUAGAUGAAAAUGAAUUAAUGGAAAAUGUCUUUGAAGCAACAGUCCUUCCAGCAGAUAUGAAACUUAUAAAAAACGCAGGGCGCAAACGUUUAGACACCUAUGUUGGCACUCGGGCGUCAAGUCUUCUACCUUUACAGAUGAGUGGAACGGAACUCUCAUUGAUAAAAACAAGCAAAACAAUGAGUUCCCUGACGCGUAUGCAGCCAAGUAACCCAAGAACUUCAGUGAAAACAAGUGAAUUUGGUAAGGAGACUUAUAAAACAUAUUCGAAAAAAAAGCCACAUGUGUCUUCAUUUAAAAUGACAACUUUUGAAAAAAUCGAAUUCGACAAUGCCAGAAAACUGUUGAACGACAAGUUAAAAAAGCAGACGAAUUUAUCAAAGGGAAUAACAAUCAGUAGUGAUACUACGAAACCUCCUAGUGUACCAAAUGUUAAAGGGAAUGCAGUCCCUGUUAAGAAAAAGAGUGGGAUUCCAGAUACAUUGAAAACAAAAGAAACCUUAUUUAAUAAAAAAAAUGGACAAGAAAAAAUACAAUCAAUGAAAACUGCGAACUUUAAUCGUCAAGUUUCACUAGAGUUUCAUAGAUGGCCGUCGGGAGAAGCUCGAAAAAAUUUUUUUACAGAAGGUAUUUUCAAACAACAAACUACAAUGGAAACAGUUUCAUCCAAAAAAUCAAAUCCAUCGCUAGCGAAAUCUGAAAUGAAUACUUUAUUACAUAGUGGAUCAUCGUCUCUUCGUGUGCAAAGUCACAAAUCUUUUAAAAAAAUUCUUCAUAAAAACCCAUUUUAUCUUCAAUCUUUACUUAAGACAAAAAAAGUUGUUCAAAACAAGGAUUCACCGCAGCCUCUAUUAAGUCACAAAUCUUUGCUUGCUUCUAGUAUAGAGAAUAGAAGAAUGCAACAGAUUCCUCCAUUUGAGGGUAUUCAUAGAAAUGCUUCUUCUCAUAAAAAAAAAAAGCUUGUUACAGAUAGAAGGUAUUCAUUGGGUCGAUACACUUCAUCACACCGCCAUCUUUUAAUAUCUGAAAAACACUCGGAAAGUUCAAACAAAACCCAGCUAAGCGACACUCAUUUACUUUUAAAGGAUUCUUAUUUAAAAAAGAACGCAAAUGGAGGAGUCGAGUUGCUUAUAAAAAAAAAACACGCUAUUCAAAUGCCUAAGCUUAAUGUAAAAAAAUUAGAAUUUUCAUCACCUGCCUCUGCACCAUCAAGCUUGACUCGAAAACAUUUCGGUCUAUCAAAUGCGUCUCCAUCACAAUCAAUGCCAAGAGAAGAUAAACAUCGAUACCGACUUGGAUUAAAAAAGAAAAAAAGUUCUAAACAAAAAAACGUCGUGACGAGCAUUGGUCCAUCAGGAAAAUUGUCUAUGACUUCGAAAGCAAAUGUUUUAAUGAAAACCGAAAUGGGUGCAAAUUUGAUAAAUCGCAGGUUACCUAACGUGCACCUUUCACCGGGUGAAAAAAGUCUACAGUCAUUAAACCAAGCUUUCUUGAACCUUUCUACAAAGACACGCGGUAAUGAAAAGACUUUCUCUUUACCAGAAACAGUACAUUCCAAGGCGCUGGGCUCUUUUAUUCAAAGGGAACACCCGUGCUUAACAAUUUUGCACCAAGAAGGGGAUGUCUUAAACAGCUAUGUUCAUGUAGCUCAUAAGGAUUCAUUAGGCGACGAAAAUGAUAGUGUGCUAGGAAGUAAAGUCAAUCAAUUCCAAGCAAAAGACUCAUCACUGUCGGAAAAAAAUGUUUGUACGAAUUGUUCUUCAACAAUUCCACAAAAGAGUCAUUCUAAACAAGUCAGUUUCCACACCAAUCAAGAUGACCUAACAGAGGAGAGUCCAAGUAUACGUUCAAAAAGAAAAAGACAUCCACACGCAUGCCGUUACUCUGAUACGAUGCAUCAGCAAAGUCCUUCAGCACUUCAACACACAAACACUUUCCUUCCACCCCUCACAUCACCCGAAUUCAAAAUAAAUAUACAACCUCAUCAACCUAGAGAUGCAGCUUCACCUUCCACUCACGUUUCCCACAAAGAUACGCCCAGUUUCACAAUGCCUCAAUUCCUGUACAAAAACCAACUCAACUGGUCUCGCGCACCACAUGUCGAAAAAGCUGAAGCACACACAUUGGAUUUAAAUAGUUUUAAAGAAAAGAAAAAGGACAGACCUAUUGAUUUAAAUUUGAGCGAUUUCACCGAAUCCCGAGCAUCAGGAACACCGAUUUCAAGUGUGAAUGUAUGCCAGCGAUGUUGUUUUCAUCCGUUCAAGCCUUGUUAAUCCUUUUUUUACCAAAGGAAAAUGAUGAAAUUAAAAAUUCAGUUUCCUAUAGAUUUAAAACAAUACAUGUCAGUAAUACUUAUUUCUUGUAAGUUGAGGUGGAACCAAUAGAAAAAGAAGAGAACUCAUGUAACACAUUUAUUUAUAUAAAGCGUCAUCAUUUUUUUUUCUAUUAUAUCACUGUAGAAGAAAAAAAAGAACAACAUGACAUAUCUUCACUUUUGCUUUCGUCGUCCAUAUUUCAAAUGUCAAAAUUUCGUACAAAAUCCACCAAAAACAUUUUCAAUGAAAAAGAAAUUUUGAACUUUAUCGUGUUACUAUUAAAACUUCUUGACUCUAGUAAUAAACAAGAAUACAACAUUCAAUGAAUGUAAUUUCGGCAUACUAUUUUGGAAUGUCGCUCGUUGGUAGAAAAUUAUACAAAGAACCACAG
Molecule: messenger RNA, 3441 nt
Organism: Hylaeus volcanicus
Lineage: Eukaryota; Metazoa; Arthropoda; Insecta; Hymenoptera; Colletidae
Exons: 7
Coding region: 372-3008 (878 amino acids)
Source: RefSeq, a predicted model, not a curated record